Messenger RNA from Symbiodinium sp. CCMP2456, 1095 nucleotides. The record is from the annotation of a GenBank genome assembly. NCBI's taxonomy places the organism in Eukaryota, Dinophyceae, Suessiales, Symbiodiniaceae.
AUGGGCUGCAUCCUCAUGCCCAAAGCAAAGGCCUCGAGCUCGCUUGCAUCUUCGCCUCCCGCGCAUGGACGCAGCGUAUACAUUCACAAGGCGCUGGCCGACCCGAGUCUCGUCGGCCAGGCGAAAGAGAUGAAGGAGCUCUACACCAAGCAGGUCCGCAGCGAAGCAAAAAAAGGUCACGUGGUACCAGCGCAUCCAGCGCGCUCUGGCGCGGCUCCGAGCAGCCCCGGAGUUGUUGCUUUGAGGAUAGUUCAAUGGAAUCUCAAUUGCCUUUGUGGCAUCGACGGGCAGACACCCCAACGAGCUGCAGACGUGAUCAAAGUGUUGGCGCCGUGCAACGCAGAUGUGCUGGUGCUUCAAGAGAUGCCACGCGGGCCUGCCCAGAGUUGGUGGUGGGAACCGUGGCGAUCUACUUUCCCAGCUGAAGAGAUGCGUGCUUUGGAGACGGGUCUACAAGAACUUGGGUAUCAGACUCAGCUGAGAAGCAGCUGUUUCAGCUCGACCCUUCUGUGCACACGAUUGACCGUGGUAGCGGUGUCGGAGGCCAGCCUGGACUCGGAGCAUGAUUUCCGGAUGCCAGAGGAUCGCGCUGCACUGCUCGUCUCCCUCCGCCUGGAGGCUGACGCCGACGGCCUCAUUGUCACUAUUUGUGCCACGCACUUCCAUCACCAGAACUUCACGGUGAACGACAAGGGGGUCCGGAAAGCAGAGGCUGAGCUGCUUCUGCGCCACUGUGCCACCAACACCCCCAGCGACAGCCGAUGUACACUGAUGGUGGCUGAUUUCAACCAGGCACGACGUGGCGACUACUCCGCCGAGGAGUGGUCCGUCAUCUCUGCAGGUCUUCGUUCCAUUAAAGAGCCCGAGGACGACGGAGUCGCAGAGCUCCUCACUUCACAGGGCUGGGUUUGCUCUUACGACAUUGCCGCAGAGCGGAAUUGGCGAGGCGCUUCACCCCCAUUUACCCACUGGACAGGCACGACAGUCGACUACACGUACAUGCUGGCUCCAGCAGACCGCGCAAAGGUGUCUGCACACCUCUUGCACAGCGAUAUUUCGGAUCAUCUGCCAAUCAUGACGCAUGUGAGCUUCUGA